AUGAACUUCUCGAUGACAUGCAUGGUCUAUUUAUCCAUUCUCUUCAUGAGCUCGUGUGUGGCUCUACCAACCAGAGGCACCGGUGCUACUGUGCAAUUUGUACAACCAAGUGUAGGACCCCCACCAGGACCCCCACCAACAGGUGGAGGUUUUGGUGGUCCUGGACAAUUACAACCUUCCAGUGCAGCGAUACAAACAACAGGCGGAGGUUAUAGUUCUUCUGAGCAAUUUUCAUCAUCCAGUACCGGAUUCCAGACAACAGGCGGAGGCUUCGCUGGUCCUGGGCAGAUCGCACAACCCAGUGCACCAGCCCCACCUACAGGCGGAGGUUUCGGCGCUCCUGGACAAUUCGCACAGCCCAAUGGAGGAGCCCCACCAACAAGCGGAAGUUUCGGCCCUCCUGGGCAAUUCGCACAGCCCAAUGGCGGAGGUUUCGGUGCUGCUGGGCAAUUCGCACAGCCCGGUGGAGGAGCCCCACCACCGGGCGGAGCUUUCAGUGCACCUGGUCAAUUUGCACAACCCAACGUAGGAGUCCAGACAGCAGGCGGUAGUUACGGUGCUUCUUCACAAUUUGCACAGUCCAACGCGGGAUUCCAAACAGCAGGCGGAGCUUUUGGUGCUCCUGUGCCAUUCCCACAGCCUAGCGUAGGUCUUCCUGUGCAAAUCGCUCCGCCCGCACUAGUAGCCCCAACAGCAGUGCCGAUUGUAGUUACUCAAAAGCCAAAAACAUCUGCAUUGGUUCUGGAUGCGGUAACAAAAGGGCUUGUGGCAGGCGGACUUUCCCUCCCAGCAAGAAUCACUGGUGCCGUCGGUUCAGGUCUUUCUGCAGGUAGAAUAUAG
Molecule: messenger RNA, 840 nt
Organism: Puccinia graminis f. sp. tritici CRL 75-36-700-3
Lineage: Eukaryota; Fungi; Basidiomycota; Pucciniomycetes; Pucciniales; Pucciniaceae
Exons: 13
Coding region: 1-840 (279 amino acids)
Source: RefSeq, a predicted model, not a curated record